Molecule: messenger RNA, 2505 nt
Organism: Capronia epimyces CBS 606.96
Lineage: Eukaryota; Fungi; Ascomycota; Eurotiomycetes; Chaetothyriales; Herpotrichiellaceae
Exons: 2
Coding region: 1-2505 (834 amino acids)
Biological process (GO): DNA replication initiation; DNA replication
Cellular component (GO): nuclear origin of replication recognition complex; nucleus
Molecular function (GO): DNA replication origin binding
Source: RefSeq, a predicted model, not a curated record
AUGGGUUCCUUCGACACUUCUCCUCGAGCAUCGAAACGUAGACGAACAGGCACCUACGCAACUAGACGGACGACAUUGAACACGCUCCCUUCCGACCCAACAGACGACUCGAAGAAGAACGCCCAGAGACCUGGAAAAGGGCCCGGGCGUAACCCGCAUGUGGUGUCGAACGUCUCCACGGAAAGGGAAGAAGAUGACGAGGGCAUUACACCCAGCGAUACGUCAGCAGAAAAUCGGCAACUAGCCCCAGAAAACAAGAAUGCAGAGGCAUGGGUGGACCGUCUACCAUCCUACAAUGAAGCGAAGACUCGAAAAAGGGGGAUUGUAACGGAAACAAACGACGGACCAAUAGAAGAAGUUUUGCAGCUGUCCGAUGCUGCUGAGGCCAACGAUGAAGAUAAGGCUGAUGAAGAGGAGCCUCCCGCGAAAGAAGAUCUAGCUGUCGGACGCCCGCCUCGAUCCAGUGGGAGGACCAGGCGACCACCACCACGAUUUUCCUCCCCACAGGCGCGCAUUGAAGUCUCGAGCUCCCGGAAGCAGUCAGCACAGAAAAGCCCCGCGAAAUCUAAGCCCGCUGCUAUCUCUUACGGGAAUGACGUUGGAGCUGAAGCUGAGUCGCCCCAGCCAAAAAGUAUACUUACGCCCUCUAGACAUGGGCGCGACAAGAAAACAGGACCUCGCAAAUCAGUGGCAUUCGACGAAGAUGAGAGACGGAUCGGGGAACAUUUUGGCUUCAAGGACAUUGACAGGUCAACCGCCAAACCAACCAGAAAAAAUAAGACCACCUCCACGUCCAAACCGUCUCCGCCUAAGAAAUCGUCCAUUGAAAAUCGAGCAGCAUCUGCACGACAAACAAGGCUAGCUGAAACAUCAAGUGGAAGCGAUGAGGACGGAGAAGCCAACGCUGAUGGUGACGAUGAUGAUGAAACGACAUUUGACGCGGCGCCUGAUGUGAGUGAGGUUCUUUCUCUGCCUACAGCCAUGGAAAUCCACCUUGGUGUGCAAACGGAAAAGUCAAUUGAACAGGAGGACAACUUGCACGUAAAGAAAAUCAAGAGCCAGAUCCUCAGACAAAUGACCAACCACACUCUCUGCCCCAUGUCGCACCUUCAGCCCCAGUACGGCGCGCUGCACUCCUUACUCACCGCAACCAUCACCGCGGGUGAAUCAAACUCCAUUCUUCUGCUCGGCUCUCGAGGCAGCGGGAAAUCACUUCUUCUCUCACACGCCAUUUCCGACUUAACCAAGUCUCACGGCGACGACUUCCACGUCGUCCGCCUUAACGGCUUUUUCCAGACUGACGACAAGCUGGCCCUCCGCGAGAUCUGGCGGCAGUUGGGUCGUGAGAUGGCCGUACCCGAAGACGAGACGGGCGAAGUCUCCAGCUACGCAGAUACCAUGGCAAGUCUGUUAAGUCUACUGUCCCACCCAGAAGAACUUGUCGAUCCCGACAGCAUGAGGCUUGACGAAGACCACGAACAACAAACGAAUAGGGCGGCGAAAAGUGUAAUCUUUAUUCUUGACGAAUUCGACCUCUUCACCACGCACCCGCGCCAAACACUGCUGUACAACCUGUUUGAUAUCGCGCAGGCCAAGAAGGCUCCCAUCGCUGUCAUCGGAUGCUCUUGUCGUAUGGACGUCGUUGAUUGUCUGGAAAAACGUGUCAAGAGCCGCUUCAGCCAUCGCUGGCUGCAUAUACCCGGUGCGAAAAGCUUGAGUGCGUUUGAAGACGCGGUCGCAAGUGUUCUAUGCGUCUCUGUGGAAGGGAAAGAGGCGCUUGGUCUGACCCAGGAGGAACUGGAAUGGAGGACUAGAUGGAACCAGACGAUCCAGACUCGACUGCUCCAUUCGUCGACGGGUCAGGACUUGCUGAAGAAGACAUUUUACAGCACCAAAUCUAUCUCGGACGUCCUUGCAGCGGUGUACAUACCAAUCGCAAUGCUUAACGUACCUCCCUCGAGCGAAGAAACCCCGGUCAGCGAUCAGCAGGCUCCGGGUAUUCCUGGUCUUGGUGUGAGCAGCGCAGCGUCGUUGUCUCCGCCAUCGCUCUUGACCUUGCUACCGCACCUGCCUACCCUGCAUCUCACCCUCCUUAUCUGCGCCGCUCGCCUUGAGACGAUCCAUAGCCUUCCGGCCCUGAAUUUCACCCUCGUACAUUCCCACUACACCGAACUUAUCACCCGGUCGAGGAUGCAGCGCUCCGUACUGUCUUCGCUGACCCGGGGCGGUGCCGUUACAGGCGCGGCUCUCAGGUCAUGGAGCAAGGACACCGUGCGUGCAGCAUGGGAGGAAUUGGUUCAGUGGGAGCUCCUCGUGCCAGUCUCGGGUUUGGGUGGUGGAGCUUCGGGUGGCAGAUUGGGUGACGAAGGUCUCGGCGGCGACGGAGUGGCAACCAGAAUGUUCCGGGUCGACGUGACACUUGACGAGGUUGCAUGGGCUGUCAAAGAGAAGUUGGGUCAUGUAGGCACUGGUGAGGUGUUGGAGAAAUGGUGUAAAGAAAUGUGA